AUGUUCCAGAAUGAGAUCGAUGUUGUCAGGAGCAAUGGCAUCUAUCCUGGAUUUAUCCCUGAUUUUCCCCUAAUUUCCCCUGGAUUAUAUCCCUGCUUUGUGUCAGGAACCCAUCCCCGCUGCUCCCGCCCCCCGGGUCACCCCGUGCCACCCCGUCGCCGUGUCCCCCUGUCCCCGCAGGAGGACAACCACAGCUACUACGUGUCGCGGAUCUUCGGCCCGGGGGACGCGCGGCGCCGGGGGCUCUGGGUGGACCUGGCCGCGGCCAACGGGAGCCACGUCAGGGUCCACGGGAUCCUCUCCAACACGCACCGCCAGGCCUCGAGGAUUGUCCUGUCCUUUGACUUCCCCUUCUACGGCCACCUCCUGCGGCAGGUCACCAUCGCCACCGGCGGUUUCAUCUUCACGGGGGACGUCAUCCACCGCAUGCUCACGGCCACGCAGUACAUCGCCCCCCUCAUGGCCAACUUCAACCCCAGCUACUCGCGGAACUCCACCGUGCGGUACCUGGACAACGGGACGGUGUUUGUGGUGCAGUGGGACAAGGUUUAUCUGCAGGGCAAGGAGGACAUGGGCAGCUUCACCUUCCAGGCCGCCCUGCACAGCAGCGGGAGGAUCGUCUUCGGCUACAAGGAGAUCCCGGUGCCCGUCCUGCAGAUCAGCGCCAGCCAGCACCCCGUGAAGGCCGGGCUCUCCGACGCCUUCAUGGUGCUCAACCCUUCUCCCGACGUGCCUGAGUCCCGGCGCAGGACGAUCUAUGAGUACCACCGUGUGGAGCUGGACACCAGCAGGAUCAGCAGCCUGGCAGCUGUGGAGUUCACCCCGCUGCCCACCUGCCUGCAGCACCAGAGCUGUGAAACGUGCCUGAGCUCGGAGCUGACCUUCAACUGCAGCUGGUGCCACGUCCUGCAGAGGUGCUCCAGCGGCUUCGACCGGUACCGGGAGGAGUGGCUGAGCUACGGCUGCGGCCAGUCGGAUGCAAACACCUGUCAGGAUCUAGCGGAAGGCGGGCACUACUCGGCGCCCCCGGGCAGCUCCGUGUCCCCGCAGCCCGGCGCUGUCACCUCCCCCACGGCCUCGCUCUUCCUCGACAGCCUCACCACCGAGGAUGACACCAAACUCAACCAGUUUGCAGGAGGAGAGGGGAGCAGCCUUCCCUCGCGGAGCGCGGGCGCCCCGAUCCCCACGGGCGCCGUGGUGGGCAUCGUGGUGGCCGUGCUGGUGGUGGCCGGGCUCAUCCUGGCCGGGAUCUACAUCAGCGGCCACCCCACGUCCAGCGCCGCCCUCUUCUUCAUCGAGCGGAGGCCACACCGCUGGCCCGCCAUGAAAUUCCGGAACCGCGGCAACCGCGCCUCGUACGCCGAGGUGGAGGCGGCCAGCCAGGAAAAGGAGGGGUUUGUGGAGGCCGAGCAGUGCUGAGCGCUUCUCCCGAGGAAUCCGUCCCGAGGAAUCCCAAGGAAUCCCGAGAAAUCCUGAGGAAUCCAUCCCGAGGAAUCCUGAGGAAUCCAUCCCAAGGAAUCCUGACAAAUCCCGAG
Messenger RNA from Motacilla alba alba, 1535 nucleotides. RefSeq names its product plexin domain containing 1 (gene PLXDC1). The transcript is spliced from 13 exons. The record is from RefSeq and is a predicted model, not a curated record. Lineage: Eukaryota; Metazoa; Chordata; Aves; Passeriformes; Motacillidae. Bases 1 to 1419 code for a protein of 472 amino acids.